Messenger RNA from Sabethes cyaneus, 1510 nucleotides. Its product is annotated as zinc finger protein ZFP2-like. Bases 6 to 1466 code for a protein of 486 amino acids. Gene Ontology annotation, molecular function: RNA polymerase II cis-regulatory region sequence-specific DNA binding; DNA-binding transcription activator activity, RNA polymerase II-specific. The transcript is spliced from 2 exons. Gene Ontology annotation, cellular component: nucleus. The record is from RefSeq and is a predicted model, not a curated record. Gene Ontology annotation, biological process: regulation of transcription by RNA polymerase II. Lineage: Eukaryota; Metazoa; Arthropoda; Insecta; Diptera; Culicidae.
UAUGGAUGGCUUGGAAUAGUAGCGCUCAACGAAAUAUGGAAGGAAGCACGUGCAUAAAGGUAGAAGAGAUUACGAUAAGCGAUACUGUAGAUACGGACUGUAAAUCAGUGGUAAACUGCGAUAAUGAUCAGCAUUCUGGUACUAUGACAGUGGUCGCUGUUCCACCGGACGAUCAGAGUUUUAUUAAACGAGAGCCUACGAUAAAGACAGAAGAUGAAGCUGAUAAAACUGAUACAGCGGCAUCGACGUCAACAACAGCAGUUGAAGGCGAAGCUGCAACCUCCAGUUACAGUGACACAGGAAUUUUAAAUACGAAGCCACCUACUAAUAAUGACUGUAUCCAGCGAAAGCACAUUUGCGAUAUCUGUGGCAGAGCGUAUAGGAGAAAAAACUACCUCACGAUGCACUGGAAAACUCACACCGGUGAACGGCCAUACAAAUGUGACAUUUGUGGCGAAGCUUUCUUCCAAAAAGUCCGACUUCAAUACCACAAGACACAACACAAUCAGGAGAAGCAUUUCAAGUGUGAAAUCUGUGAAAAAGACUUCUCCCUCAAAGUUCAAUUAACGAUCCACAUGAAACAACACAGCCAGGAUCGUCCGCACAAGUGUCCGAUUUGCGAAAAAGGGUUCAGGAUCAGAUCCUUGCUCACGCUCCAUAUGCACAGUCACAGCAAAGAGCGGUUGUUCGAUUGCGACAUCUGCGGUUCGUCGCACAGGUCACCCAAAGCUGUACUCGUCCAUAGGAAAAUCCAUACAUCCGUUCCGGAGAUGUAUUGCGCUGACGAUGACCAACGUAAUGAUCCUCAAUAUAACAUUGUUAGCACUGAAACAGCGUAUUUGGAGAAAAAAAUCAAGUGUGAGCUAUGCGGUAAGGAAUACGGCUUGCAAAGGCAACUGACGAGACACCUGCGAUCGCAUACCACGGAUCUUCCGCAUAAAUGUGUUGUUUGCGGAAAAGCAUUCAGAAUUCGAUCGAUGCUCGUGAGGCACAUCCGCCAGCACACCAAUGAGCACGUACAUUUUUGCGAUUUUUGCGACAAAGGAUUCAGCACGAAUGCUAAUCUUGCCAGUCACAGGAGAACUCACACCGGCGAGCGACCAUUCGAAUGUGACAUAUGUUAUAAAACUUUUCGCAUAACCACCACACUUAAGCAUCAUAAAGCCAUACAUCAUUCCCGGGAAAAGAACUUUAAGUGUGAAACAUGUGGUCAAGAUUUUUCCAUACAGUUACAACUGUCAAAACACGUGAGAAGGCACCACAGCACGGAUCGUCCGCACAAAUGCCUGGCCUGCGGAAAGGACUUCUCCGACCGUUACAUGCUUGUAAGUCACAUGCGCUGUCACGGUGAUCAACGACUGUUUCGGUGCGAGAUUUGCGGCCUGUCGUACAAGUCAUCCGGUGGUUUAAACGAACACAGGAAAAUUCACAACGUCCACACGGAAGCAGAAACGGUUCAAAUGUGAUAAGCAGCUCGCGGAAAAGGUUCACCUUACUAUUCACAGAAAGC